Molecule: messenger RNA, 3244 nt
Organism: Microplitis demolitor
Lineage: Eukaryota; Metazoa; Arthropoda; Insecta; Hymenoptera; Braconidae
Gene: mino
Product: glycerol-3-phosphate acyltransferase 1, mitochondrial
Exons: 6
Coding region: 333-2867 (844 amino acids)
Cellular component (GO): mitochondrial membrane
Source: RefSeq, a predicted model, not a curated record
UUUUGAAUUUAAAAACCAAUUCAAUGAGUAAAAAUAAAAAUUUUAAAGUAGAAAAUUCCAGGACAAUUGUCAUGUGACCUUGAGAUGUACCUUCAUGUAUAUUUUAAUAUUUUCUUAAGCGAAAUGAAUAAAGGUGGGGAUUGAAUUCUUUUUCUGAGAUGUUUGUGCUCAUGUGCAUCAUAAAUAAGUAAUUAAGUUUAUUGAAAUUUUGAAUUUAUAUAUCUCAUUGCUGAGAAGUAAUUGUUUGAAAUGCCAUCAAUUGAACAAAGUUGAGUUAGUGAAAAAAUAAUUAGGUUUAAAUAAAUAAAUUUAUUUUAAAAAAAGGCAGUAAUAUGCUGGAUGUUUUAUCAACGCGCAUUCAAGAAGUUUAUGCCAAGUGGGAGUCCAGGACAGAUGUAAUUCGUGAUACUGAAGAUAAUGGCCAGCGUCUUUCUCUCGAUGGACUACGACGUGCUGGACAACAAAGUCAGAGGAGGAGGAUCCAAAAUCGGGAGCAAAUGAGAAAAUUGCGCGAAAGCGCACUUUUUAAAAUAAAGGAAACGGAACUUUUUGUACCACCUGUACCUAAAACCUCAUCAUUUCUUUAUCAGUGCUGUCAAACGUGUACUCCUACAUCAAGGGGUACUUUUGCCAGUGAAGCUGCAAAACAACAUCAGUCUCUUGGAAGAAAUAUUUUAUUGGUCGAACCCUGCGGAAGUAUAUUUUCUAAAAUUUUUUACCACUUUUCUUUUAUUAGUAAUGUCAAAAAAUAUGACUAUCCUCGAGUUACGCAUACAGUUUUGAAUGAUGAGAGAUUAAAGGAGGCAAUAAAAUUGACAGCUAUAGAAAACUCAAAAAAUGAUAACAUAUCUGAGGAAGAAGCAAUGGCACGUGCUGAUACACGCGCUAAGACAAUAUUAUCACGAAUGGAGAGUACCCUGAGUCACAAUUUACUUCGGCUGACCGGCUGGUUGUUAUUUAAGUUGCUUCCAUUAUUUAUGAAGGCCGUAAUAGUCCAGGACUCUCAGGUAGAGAUGGUUCAGAAGGCCAACAACAGAGGAGUACCGCUGAUAUUUCUUCCGCUUCAUCGCAGUCAUCUCGACUACAUCGUCAUCAGUUUCGUUCUUCUUUGUAACGACGUGCGAAAUUCACUGAUUGCCGCUGGAGAUAAUCUGAGGAUUCCGAUAUUUGGUAAACUUUUGAGUGGUUUAGGUGCAUUUUACAUCAAGAGACGAAUAGAUCCAGUUCAAGGUCGCAAAGACAUGUUGUAUCGCGCGACAUUGCAUACAUAUGUAAUGGAAAGUUUACGAGCCGGGCAUAAUAUUGAGUUCUUUAUCGAAGGCGGCAGAACAAGAACUGGCAAACCUUGUAUGCCUAAAGGCGGAAUCUUGAGUAUAAUUAUCGACGCUUAUAUGGACGGUACUAUCGAAGAUGCUCUUUUAGUACCAGUGUCAUUGAAUUAUGAUCGUUUAGUUGACGGUAAUUUUAUCAGAGAACAACUUGGGCAGCCCAAGAAACCCGAAACUUUUGGGUCUGCGAUAAAAGCCAUUUGGUCAACACUGAGAGGAAGUUAUGGUCUAGUAAAAAUAGACAUUUGCGAACCAUUUUCUUUGAGAGAAAUGAUAAAGUCUAUUGACAGUCAGCAGACUCGUGCACUGAUGUGCAGGCCAAUGGAAAAUAAAUCAGAGAAAAAAAUUUUAAAAGCCACGAUGUCGACGUCAUCUCUUUAUGGUACGGAUGUUGUUGAUGAUGAGCACAGACUGCUGGUUGAUUGUCUUGCUCGUCAUGUAGUAUACGACUGCGCUCGGUCAACUCCGAUAAUGUCAACGAAUGUCGUCGCUUUUUUGCUUCUGAAUAAAUUCCGGGAAGGCUGUACUCUUGAUAAACUCGUCGAGGCAUUUGAUUCUCUUAAACAAGAGCUAGAAUGGACUAAUAAAGACAUUGCAUUUUGUGGUGAGACCAUUGAUGUUAUAAAUUAUGCAUUAGAAAUAUUGGGACCGGGUUUAGUUAAACAGGAACGUCAGGAAAUAAUUAAGAAAUUAGAAGGGGAAUCGAAAAUAAUAAAAAAAGAAGUUGUGAUUUCUAUUCAGCCGGUGUCGAUGUUACCGAACGUGAUUGAGUUGGCGUAUUACAGCAAUUCAAUGAUGAUUCACUAUGUCAUGGACAGUAUUGUUAUCUCGGCAUUGUAUGCUGCAUUGAAAGAACAAAUAAAUGACCCACGUGCUAUCGCUGAGAAUAAAAUUUAUGUAUUCCAACAUGUCAUACUGGAAAAAGCAGUUAAACUCUGCGAUAUCCUUAAACAAGAAUUUAUAUUUUGCAAACCAUGUCAGGAUUUAGAGUACGUUAUUAUCACGACUAUUGAAAAUUUAUCUUACUCUGGUAUUUUGUCGCUGUGCGAAGAGUCUUAUUUGGAGGAAGAACUCUGGAGUAGACGGUACGCUAAAAAUUUUGACGACAGCUCGGAUGAAGAGUACGCGAAUAAAACUGCAGCUAAAAAGAUUCAGUACAAAUUGAAUCUGGAGGCGGAUUCCUCGGGUCGUAUGGAGUUUCUUCACACUAUUCUUAGGCCUAUUAUUGAUACGUAUACAUUCAGUGCCUUUACAUUACGUAAACUCGUUGGUAGGUCGCUUGUUGAGAGGGACUUAGUUCAAGAAGUUUUCAGAGAAAUUAAAAUGAAUAUUGACAGAGACAUUGUUUACUAUGGUGAAAGUUUGAGUGUUGAACCAAUCAAAAAUUCAUUGAAAUUAUUUGAAAAGUGGCAAGUUCUCGAAUGUCAUCCGGAAGAAAAUGCUAAAAUUUACUACUUGCGCGACGAAUAUGACAAUGACGAGGCUGCUAAUCGGAUAUAUGAGUCGAUUGAAGUUUUCAAGUGGACAAAACAAAGUUAACUGAUAACUCAAGACUUAAAAAAAAUAUAAAUAUAUCUAUAAAUAUAUAAAAAGACUUUAUAAAUGAUAAUAAGUAACUUUAAUACGAUAAAUGUAAAUAUUAUUGAGUUAGGAAUAAAUAACUAAGAGAAGUGUCUUCCAAAUAACUUGGAGCGAUAGAAGACAAAUUAUCAAUUCGGAUAAUUUAUUUAUUAAUUUUUUACGACAUAAAUUUUUGUUAAUAUUUAUCAUUUUAUUAUUUAUAGAAGAUAAAUAUUUUAUAAAUCCGUCUGGACAUUAUUCGAUAGUUUAAAAAAAAACAAUUUAUAUCAUGACUUUGUCUAUCGACUAUUUGGAAUCAAUAACUAAUAACUAUAAAAUAAAACUCAACGAAUUUA